This is a messenger RNA of Cucumis melo (muskmelon), 669 nucleotides long. RefSeq lists its product as uncharacterized. The transcript is spliced from 4 exons. The coding region runs from base 1 to 669 and encodes 222 amino acids. The record is from RefSeq and is a predicted model, not a curated record. Lineage: Eukaryota; Viridiplantae; Streptophyta; Magnoliopsida; Cucurbitales; Cucurbitaceae.
AUGGAUUUACGAAAGGAUACAGAAAUUGCAAUGAAACCUCCAUUUACAAAUCUCCAAAAGAUAUUCAAUGGACGUACACUAGUCCCUCUGCCUCAAAUAAAUGAAGAAGAACAACAACAUGAAUACACUAAUACUCAAUCAAAUCAAAGAACAAUCUUUUCUGGACCAAGCAGCUCUUCCUUUGCUGAACCACCCAAUACUCCUUUUAAUGCUGCUCCUGCCCUUUUCCUUCGUAUCGGCUCUUGGCAGGUUGUGGCCAACAAUGAAAGUGAUCUGGUUUUGAAAUUUGAUUAUAGAAACAAGAAGAUAUCUUGGGAGGUUGUGAGGGAGGGGCCUUCCAAGCACAAGAUUGAAAUUGAUUGGUCUAAUAUCAUAGGAAUUCAAGCUGCCAUUGAAGAUCAUAGACAAGGAAUUCUCCAACUUGAGCUGCAAAAUCCACCAAGAUUUUACAAGGAGAUUGAAACCAGACCACUGAAGCUGUUCAAAUGGGAAGAAGAAUAUGAUUUCACCCAAGGCAGAGUUUCUAUGCACAGGAAACACUUUUCAGUGUUUGCACCAGGAAUACUUGGAACAUAUUAUAAGAGACUAAUGAAAAACAAGGAUUUGCUUGAAGUAAGCCAGAAGCCAUUUCCUACUGCAGACUCCCCUUACUUCCACCAGCCAGCUUAA